CUGAUCUCCAACUAAUACCCAACCCACACCUCAACACCACCAUGUCCCCAAACCCCCAACCUAUAAUCCACAUCAACGGCUACCCCGGCACCGGCAAACUCACAAUCGCCCGCGCCCUAGAACAAAAACUCGCGCCAGGGGCUCGCCUCAUACACAACCACCCUUUAAUCAACCCAGCCGACGCCGUCCUACAUCGUAUCGGGCCAGGCUACCAAGACCUCCGCAAAGCCAUAUGCGGCACCGUCUUCGCCGCCCUGGCAGAGUAUCCGUUGACGCGCGAUUCGGCCUACAUCUUGACCGAGUUCCACUCGAGCGACGCCGUGGGGUCCGCGACGUGUGCCGAGUACCUCGAGGCGGCGGUGCGCGCGUGGUUGUGUGCUUGUUUCGGUUGUGCUGGCGUGUGAUGAGGGUGUCAACUUGGAGAGGUUGGCGAGUGCUGAGAGGAAGGCGCAUUGCAAGAUUGUUGAUGUCGUUUCGGGCGGGGAGUACGAUUCAUCGAUUUGAGGCGGGUGAUUCGAUUGUUGUUUUGGAUGUUGAUGUCUCGAGGAAGACGCCGGAAGAAGCAGCCGAGGAAAUUCUUGAUCAUGUCCUACGUACGCAGAAACAGGCAUCGACACA
Molecule: messenger RNA, 618 nt
Organism: Colletotrichum godetiae
Lineage: Eukaryota; Fungi; Ascomycota; Sordariomycetes; Glomerellales; Glomerellaceae
Exons: 1
Coding region: 42-404 (120 amino acids)
Source: RefSeq, a predicted model, not a curated record